This is a messenger RNA of Ceratitis capitata (Mediterranean fruit fly), 3549 nucleotides long. RefSeq names its product polypeptide N-acetylgalactosaminyltransferase 5 (gene Pgant5). The transcript has 10 exons. Gene Ontology annotation, cellular component: Golgi apparatus. Lineage: Eukaryota; Metazoa; Arthropoda; Insecta; Diptera; Tephritidae. The record is from RefSeq and is a predicted model, not a curated record. The coding region runs from base 1206 to 3113 and encodes 635 amino acids.
CAAAAAUAGAAACAAAAAAAUAUAGAAUUCUAAAAAAAAUAGAAACAAAAAAUCGAAAUCAAAAAUAAAAAUAUUUCAAAACAACCAUAAACCGCUAUAAACGACCGCCGUCGAUCACUAUUUGUCGUUUCUGCUGCAACGCCGCGCAGUUAAUGCCAGCGUGUGCGAACCUCCAAAACGCCACGCAAACGAAAAAUUCCCAGGCUUUGCUAAAUAAGUAUUGACAGAAACAAACAAACAACAAAUAAUAAAACUUAAAAUUAAACACAAAACAAAAGCAACUACUUUCGUCAGCGUAAUAAAUUCUCAUUUUCUAGCUAAAACAAAUUUAUUGCGAGCGAAGUUUAAGCUAAAUGCGCUCACUUUCACACGGCCAACAAAACGAUUGAGAAAGACGAAGCAAACAACUACAUACAUACACAUGUACAAUACAUAUAAGAGCGCAAAAAAAUACAGAUAACUAAGAAUUAAAUUUAUAAUCAUUUAACUGCUAUCUUAGACCGGAAGGAAUUCUGCAUAUCUACAUUUGGUGAUAACAAAUAACAACAACAAAAAUCAUUUGUCUCAAAAACGUUAUCAGCAAUCGCCCACCAAUUGUACUCACACAUACAUAUUCAUAUUGUACAUACAUACCGGCAAGUAAAUACUUACAUACAUUGGUACGCAUCAAGAAGCAACACGUUGUGUGCCACCUCAUACCUAUCUACAAUACCUACCAACCACCGGAAAGCAUGUCGCAAUCGCCAACGCAAUUCAAAAACACCUUUACCGUACCAACGUCAAGUUGAAUGCCAACGCGUGUGCUUUAAGCAAAACUAACAGUACAACAUACGGAAUAAUAUAAUUUAUGGCAAUAAUCAAUCGUUUUAAUUUCACUUUGCUCUAUUAAUUGUUUUCUACACGCUCUAGCUUUUAUUUUUAUUUUAUUUUAACUUCAUAUUACAUAUUGUUUUACUCCAUUUUUUAGUUGAUAUGAUUUGUUUUGUGCGCUGUGCUUUUAAAAUUAAUUAACCACUUUUUUUUUGUGAAACAUCUUUUGUUGUGAAAUUAAGUGUAAUUUGUAGAGGGAAAGAAGUGCAAAGCAGUGAUUAAAAAAAAAAAAUUGAAGAAAAAACGCAAACACACACACGUAAUACAAGUUUAACUUACAUAUACAACCACCUGUACACCCUCGCCUACCAUACAAACAUACAUAUUAACACAAUAUGUCCGCCAUAACGUUUACGCGUAAACUACGCGGCCGCAUGCGCUCCAAUACCUGCCGCAUCGUCUUGCUCACGUCUCUGGUGUGGGUCAUAUUCGAUUUCGUACUACUCGCACACUAUUCGGAUUGCAUAGGACGCGAUGGUUGGCGGUGUAAACGGCCGGGAGAGUACGAUGUGGAGGUGCCAGAUGCACAAAAGCUUGUCGACGAACAAAAUAUGGUCGAUGACAGAGAAAUUAACACAGAAAAGAAUUUGGACGGUGACGGCGCAGGUGCUGGCGGUGGCGGUGGCAAAGGACCUGGUGGUUUUGCGGGCGGUGGUAUUUCCAUGACAUAUCGCAGUACGUUAUUGAAAAAAUGGCAUUCUGCACCAACGAUUAGAGAGGAGAAGGGCAAACAGGGUGAGCUGGGUAAACCAGUGAAAAUACCACCGGAAAUGACGGAUCUGAUGAAGGAGAAAUUCAAAGAGAAUCAAUUCAAUUUACUAGCCAGCGAUCUGAUCUCGUUGAAUCGUUCACUCACCGAUGUGCGACAUGAAAAUUGCAAGAAGAAGCAUUAUCCAUCCAAACUGCCAACAACCUCAAUUGUGAUAGUUUUCCACAAUGAAGCGUGGUCAACGCUGCUGCGUACCGUGUGGAGUGUCAUCAACCGCUCGCCGCGUACGCUACUCAAGGAGAUUAUCCUUGUGGACGAUGCCAGUGAGCGUGAUUAUUUAGGCAAGAAACUGGAGGAGUACGUGGCGAAAUUACCGGUGCAUACGUUUGUGUUACGCACGGAGAAACGUUCUGGUUUAAUACGCGCCCGCUUGCUUGGCGCCGAACACGUGACGGGUGAAGUCAUCACAUUCCUGGAUGCGCAUUGUGAGUGCACCGAGGGUUGGCUGGAGCCGCUGCUGGCACGUAUUGUGCAAAAUCGACGCACGGUUGUGUGUCCCAUAAUUGAUGUGAUCUCCGAUGAAACAUUUGAAUAUAUAACCGCCUCGGACUCGACGUGGGGUGGUUUUAAUUGGAAAUUGAAUUUUAGAUGGUAUCGUGUUCCUCAACGUGAAAUGGAGCGUCGCAACAACGAUCGCACAGCGCCUCUACGUACACCCACCAUGGCCGGUGGCCUAUUCUCGAUCGAUAAAGAUUAUUUCUACGAAAUUGGCUCAUAUGAUGAGGGCAUGGACAUUUGGGGCGGUGAAAAUCUAGAAAUGUCCUUCCGGGUUUGGAUGUGUGGCGGCGUGCUCGAGAUAGCGCCAUGUUCGCGUGUGGGUCACGUGUUUCGCAAAUCGACGCCGUACACCUUCCCCGGUGGCACAACGGAAAUUGUCAAUCAUAAUAAUGCGCGUUUGGUUGAAGUGUGGCUGGACGAUUGGAAAGAGUUUUACUACAGUUUUUAUCCAGCAGGUGCACGCAAAGCUGUCGCUGGCGAUGUGAGCGAUCGUCGUGCGCUCCGCGAGCGCUUGCAAUGUAAGAGUUUCCGUUGGUAUUUGGAGAAUAUUUAUCCGGAAAGUUUAAUGCCAUUAGACUAUUACUACUUGGGCGAGAUACGCAAUGCCGAAACGGAGACCUGCUUGGACACAAUGGGUCGGAAAUAUGGCGAAAAGAUAGGCGUCAGCUAUUGCCAUGGCUUGGGUGGCAAUCAAGUUUUCUCCUAUACAAAACGGCAUCAGAUCAUGUCCGAUGAUCUCUGCUUGGAUGCAUCGAAUGCGAUGGGUCCGGUGAAUAUGGUGCGUUGUCACAAUAUGGGUGGCAAUCAGGAAUGGGUUUAUGAUGCUGAGGAUAAAACGAUACGACACACCAACACUGGCAAUUGUUUGCAACGUCCGUCACGUAGUGAUCCUGUGACGCCGCUGUUACGUCCUUGUGAUUAUACGAAGGGUCAGCAAUGGUUAAUGGAAUCGAAAUUUAAGUGGCAAGCACAUUAGUUGUUGUUGUUUCUAAUCAUGAUAUUUACAAUUAGUUAGAUAGAUAGUUUCAUAUACAUACAUACAUACAUACAUACCUACGUAUGUACAUAUACAUACAUACAUACAUACAUGCAUGCAUGCGUGCGUACGUUUAAAUAUAUGUAAGUGUAUAUGCAUAAAAUAAAAUUUUAAGCUCUUUUUUUUACAUGUUAGUCAACUCUUUUUUAUUGUUUCACACUAACAUUUGCUGAUAAUGUAACUGUCAACUAAUUACAUAUAUACAUAAAUAUAUAUUAAAAAGAAAAGGUAUGCACAUUUGUAUAUACCUACAUUUUUUAUACUAUUAAAAUAUUAUGUUCACGCUAUUAUACGUAUACAUAUGUAUAUUAAGCGUUGUGUGACUAUUUUGUAAAAUUAGAUUAAUUUUCUUUUUAAUUUUUGCGUAUAAAAUGAU